This is a messenger RNA of Talaromyces stipitatus ATCC 10500, 1173 nucleotides long. RefSeq lists its product as uncharacterized. The transcript is spliced from 2 exons. The record is from RefSeq and is a predicted model, not a curated record. Lineage: Eukaryota; Fungi; Ascomycota; Eurotiomycetes; Eurotiales; Trichocomaceae. Bases 1 to 1173 code for a protein of 390 amino acids.
AUGAGUGUGGAACGUCCGGCCUCGCUAGAUCAAUUAUUUCGCCACAAUGCUUCAGAAAAACUGCCGCCUGAGGAUCUAGAUUUAGAGAAGCAGUGUACCGGACCUGAAGAAACGAAGCUGACCUGGUGGAAACAGAUAUGGAAAAGAAUCCUUUCCCUGAUUUUUAAAACCGAAGCGUUGGCGGCUCUGUCUAGAGCUGAUAGCAACUUGUCAUCAAUGCCCAAUACGAGAGUCCACUCAAAUCGGCCAACUAUCGAGACCGUAAGAGAGACAAAAGUGGUGAAUCCAGUGGCAAUCUAUACAGCAGGUCUUACGCGAGCCAAACCUGAAUCGCAGAGUAUACCGACUUUCGAAGAGACGAUCAGAGUCCGCUCAACCCCGCCUACGCCUCCGCCGACACCAGAUACUCUCGACCCCUGUCAAGACGGUCUAUUGAGUGACCGCGAACUGGAUGAUCUAAUUUCAUUUAUUCAAAAUGCAAGCCACAUCUCUCCCGAUGUCAUUCUGAUAGGUCGACUGCAAGAGAGAGACUCAACAACAAUUCCACCAUCUUUGUAUCACCCGCACCCUGUCUUUGGAUUCCCAUCUAUUCUUGUGAACAUCCGUCUAUUGAUCACUACUCUAUUCCGGUUUCAAGCGAAAGUCACAAUGGAUACACCAAAAGCAUAUGUCAGUUUCUUUCACUCUCCUAUGCGUGCAGGGCUAAAACAUACACAGUUUCUGAGGAUUCCCCCCUACACCAAAGAUGAUUGUAUUGCCGAUGCGAAGCUGCGGCAAACAAACCCUAAGACCUGGGUUUCUGAAAAUGUCACACGUGUCACAUCCUGGCUACAAGAACAUGAAUUCGAUUGUCACCCAGUAGCGCCACUAGGAUGUGGCUGGUGUUGCCUUUUCGAUCUCGACGAAGAGACCCUAACGAGGCUCAAGGAAGCAGGAACUUGCAAGCUCUUCGAUAUAAACGACACAAACUACCCGUCUCUCGAAUACAUGGAAGCUUUACGUGCACCAGAAUUGGAAUCAAAGGCUGUCUGGUUGAUGGAGUUACGUGAGGCCUUAUCGCUUUUCUACCUAUACACCGAAGAAAUCGAUCUGAAGGUACUCAUCUUUCAAGAGUAUCUGAUAGUCGAGACGAAUGGUGUGAUGGAAAUGAUGAAGCAAAGUCUACUGGAAUAG